Amblyraja radiata (thorny skate) is the source of this 2928-nucleotide messenger RNA. It is a transcript of the gene rbfox3a, whose product is annotated as RNA binding fox-1 homolog 3a. Gene Ontology annotation, molecular function: mRNA binding. Gene Ontology annotation, biological process: nervous system development; regulation of alternative mRNA splicing, via spliceosome. Gene Ontology annotation, cellular component: cytoplasm; nucleus. The record is from RefSeq and is a predicted model, not a curated record. Bases 671 to 1825 code for a protein of 384 amino acids. The transcript is spliced from 17 exons. NCBI's taxonomy places the organism in Eukaryota, Metazoa, Chordata, Chondrichthyes, Rajiformes, Rajidae.
GGCUGGCAGCAGGUUGCCGGCUUGUUCACGUCUAACAAUGGGACGGGACUGCGGGCAGGUCGGCAAUGCUGUGUAGAUGCCCGUCUGGUCCAGGGGGAAACAGGGACAUCUUCCAGCAGGCAAGGAACCGCGCAAAGCAAAGGUCAACUCGGUCACUUGAUUGACAGCACAGCAGCCGGACUAUAAGACAGAGUGGAACUAGAGUGUGGACAAAGACAAUCCUGCUAAUCCGGAACGCUUCUACACGGACAUUCAUGCCAUUCUCAGCAUAAGACUCGCUUGAUCUCUAGGUUUGGAGAAGGAGCUACACAAACCCUGGAAUGGCUCAAACUGCUCUAAACUGACAUAUGAUUUCAGUUUCAUCUGACUGAUUUAGUUCUGCCAAAAAAAGGGGCAGCAAAAACAAAAAAAAAGCCAAACGAGAACUAUACAGUCGACUCUGACCACACAAGCUCAGCUGAGGAAAGAAAAAAAAAGGAGCCGUUUGCUGCAGAUCACAGCUAGUGUAAUACUGCUGAGAGAAGAGAGACAAAGAGGGAGUGAGAGAGAAGAUAAAGAAGAGAAACCACCUUGCCUUCAGUCAGAGCCAGGGAGCCCGAGAGAGUGAGAGAUUCUGGUGGCCGCUGCUCAUUCCCUCCCAUUGAAGAUACUGACAACCCUGGGUUUCGAAAUGAUGAUGUAUUUUUGGGGUAACCAAGAAGUCACAGCACCCCCGGAAGCGAUGGCACAGCCGUACCCGCCAGCGCAGUACCCCACGCCACAGAAUGGCAUCCCAGCCGAAUAUGCCCCCGCACAUCCACACCCCACGCAGGACUAUGCUGGGCAGACUACAGUACCGGAGCACGCCAUGACGAUUUACACGCCUACACAGACGCAUUCUGACCAGCCAUGUACUGAUGCAAACACACAGUCCUUAACGGGCACAUCCACAGUACCGCAGACAGAUGAAGCUGCACAGACAGACUCGCCACAGCAACUACAGAUAUCAGAGACCACAGAGAAACAGCAGCCCAAAAGGCUACAUGUCUCGAACAUCCCCUUCCGAUUCCGGGACCCUGACCUGCGACAAAUGUUUGGGCAAUUUGGUAAAAUUUUAGACGUUGAAAUAAUUUUUAAUGAGCGGGGAUCUAAGGGAUUUGGUUUCGUAACUUUCGAAACCAGUGCUGAUGCCGACAGGGCGCGGGAGAAAUUAAAUGGAACAAUCGUAGAAGGCCGUAAAAUAGAGGUAAACAAUGCAACAGCAAGAGUAAUGACGAACAAAAAGACUCCCAAUCAGUACACAAACGGCUGGAAAUUAAAUCCAGUUGUCGGCGCUGUCUACGGACCGGAGUUUUAUGCAGUGACCGGUUUCCCGUACCCUGCAGCGGGUGCAACUGUUGCCUACAGAGGAGCGCACUUACGGGGGCGAGGCCGCGCCGUCUACAACACCUUCCGCGCUGCUCCCCCACCUCCACCCAUCCCCGCAUACGGAGCAGUUGUGUACCAGGAUGGGUUUUAUGGAGCAGAAAUCUACGGGGGCUACGCAGCAGCGUACAGAUAUGCCCAGCCCGCUGCUGCUGCUGCAGCUGCUUACAGCGACAGUUAUGGCAGAGUCUAUGCAGCAGCCGAUCCAUACCAUCACACGAUUGCACCGGCCGCAACAUACAGUGUUGGCACCAUGAGAUAUACACAGGAAAACACUGGGAGAAACCACACCCCCUCACAGAUGCCAAAUGUGUGUUUUGUAUAUGCAAACCAGAGAGAGUGGGACGGUUCGUCUCAGAGAUAUCUACAGGAAUGCCGUCAAUGCCAGUCCUUGGUUGGCCUACCAGUGACUCUGGCAUGACACAGGUGCACUGUACAUAAUGAAGGGCUCAGAGGCUGAAAUCUCCGGAUUCUGGGAAUACAGAACCUUGUGCCACACCUACAAUGAGCAAGAUGUGGAUCGUACGCAAGUACUGCCAAAUGGAAACGAAUUGUACGUUGUAUACCAUGUGUACGCUCAAACUCCUUUUUAUAACUCCACUUGUAAAUAGUCCUUUAGCUGCCACCCCUGUGCAAUAGAUUAUAACACACCCUGCCCUGCCUCCUAUUGGAACGAACGUGAAUGUCCCUGGGACAGUGUUAUUGCCCAGUCUGAUGCAUUUUUUGUUAUGCAUCCAUUCCUUCAUGUUGUCUUCAAUGGGAACAAGAACCGACAGCUCUCAACAAAAUAGUGGCAAUGAGUUGAGCAAAAACAAAUCUGAAAAAUUCCUAACAAAAAAAAACAAAUAUAAUUCUCUCUUUAGGACUUUCACCGUCCUAGACUGGAAACAGGUUGUGUUGUAAAAGAUUUUAAAACAACCUGAUGUUCCAGGACUUAGAGGCCUUUUUUUCUUCCCGAUCCCUUCCUUUUGACUAAGCCUUCACCCUGUGGUAUCCAAGUGAACCCCCGUUAAUUAUCCCUCGGCCCCACUGACGGACCUUGUACUGGCUUGGUCGCCAUACCGCUGGGAUUGUCAUCUCCCGGUUUCAGUUCGAAGGCUCUUCCUGGAUCGCACUUGGAUUUCUGGUGGUCCUCUUGGUCUGAGGAACCCUCGCUUUGCCUGUCCUUUAGCUAAUCCGUCAACUAACUGCACAUUGUCAUUUUUCCAAGACAUGCUAUUCCAUCCGUCUCAGAGACUAUUUUGCUUAAUUCUAAAGGCAAUUUUGCUCACCCCGUGUCCCUUCAACCCCCCUCUCAGUCCUGGAACUGCAUGUUGUUUAAUAUCCUGUUAGUACCUCAUGUGCUUUUAACUGUCUAUAUGCUGUUGAUUCCUAAUUUCUUGCUCUCUGCUGCUGCUCUGGUAGUUACCUGCUGAUUGGAGAGCUGUAGUUUAGAUGCCUUCCUUUUUCUGUCAUUCUGUAAGCUUCUAACGUGAUUCAAUUAAACAAUAUCCUUAAUAAAGGUUGUUUCUUUCUUCAACAACA